GGACUGCAUGAAAAUGGGAGAAGUGGAUGGCAAAAAGAUUGGCUGCACUGUUAGCCUUUUGAAUUUUUACAAGACUGAACUGAACAAGGAAGAGAUGUAUAUUCGCUAUAUUCAUAAGCUGUAUGACCUACAUUUGAAAGCACAAAACUUCACAGAGGCUGCCUACACACUCCUGCUGUACGAUGAGCUGUUGGAGUGGUCGGAUCGGCCACUGAGAGAAUUUCUCAACUACCCCAUGCAGACAGAGUGGCAACGUAAAGAGUGUCUCCAUCUGACCAUCAUUCAAAACUUUGAUAGAGGAAAGUGUUGGGAAAAUGGCAUUAUCUUAUGCAGGAAAAUUGCAGAACAGUAUGAGAGCUACUAUGACUACAGAAACCUCAGCAAGAUGAGGAUGAUGGAAGCAUCUUUGUAUGAUAAAAUUAUGGAUCAACAGCGUUUGGAGCCAGAAUUUUUCAGAGUUGGAUUCUAUGGGAAAAAGUUCCCAUUCUUCUUGAGAAAUAAGGAAUUUGUUUGCCGAGGACAUGACUAUGAAAGGCUGGAGGCCUUCCAGCAGCGAAUGUUGAAUGAGUUCCCACAUGCCAUUGCUAUGCAACAUGCUAAUCAGCCAGAUGAGACCAUCUUUCAGGCAGAAGCACAGUAUUUGCAGAUUUAUGCAGUGACACCAAUUCCAGAAAACCAGGAAGUCCUGCAGAGUUUUUGCAUUCCUGAUAACAUCAAGAGCUUUUAUAAAGUAAAUCACAUCUGGCGAUUCCGAUAUGACAGGCCAUUCCACAAAGGGACCAAGGACAAGGAAAAUGAGUUCAAGAGUCUAUGGGUGGAGAGAACCACACUGAUCUUGGUGCAGAGUUUACCUGGAAUAUCUCGUUGGUUUGAAGUGGAAAAACGUGAAGUAGUGGAAAUGAGUCCCCUUGAGAAUGCUAUUGAAGUCUUAGAAAAUAAGAACCAGCAGCUGAGAACACUGAUUAGUCAGUGUCAAACUCGACAGAUGCAAAAUAUUAACCCUCUCACAAUGUGUCUAAAUGGGGUUAUUGAUGCAGCAGUUAAUGGUGGAGUUGCUAGAUACCAAGAGGCAUUCUUUGUCAAAGAAUACAUCUUGAACCAUCCAGAGGAUGGAGAGAAGAUCACACGCUUGAGAGAGCUGAUGCUCGAGCAGGCUCAGAUUCUAGAGUUUGGCUUGGCAGUGCACGAGAAGGUGGUGCCACAGGACAUGAGGCCAUUGCACAAAAAGCUGGUGGAUCAGUUCUUUGUGAUGAAGUCAAGCUUGGGAAUUCAGGAAUUUUCUGCCUGUGUACAAGCUAGUCCUGUUCAUUUCCCAAAUGGAAGUCCUCGUGUAUGCCGAAAUUCCAUACCUGUUUCUAUGAGCCCUGAUGGUGCCAGGGUAAUACCACGACGCAGUCCUUUGAGUUACCCAGCUGUCAAUCGAUAUUCAUCCUCAUCACUGUCAUCCCAAGCUUCUGCUGAAGUCAGCAAUAUCACUGGGCAAUCAGAAAGCUCUGACGAAGUUUUUAACAUGCAGCCUAGUCCGUCUACCUCAAGCCUGAGUUCUACUCAUUCUGCUUCACCUAAUGUGACCAGUUCUGCUCCAUCCAGUGCCAGAGCCUCUCCUCUGUUGUCUGACAAACAUAAGCAUUCCCGAGAAAACUCUUGCCUGUCCCCUAGAGAGAGGCCCUGCAGUGCUAUCUACCCUACUCCUCUGGAAAACUCACAGACUGCAAACUCUUGCUUUGUCAAGUGGAAUGUGACUUCUAUCCCCUACUCUACCUGUGAUUCGAUAAGGGAGGCUGAGGAGCUCGUAGGCCCAGUCUCUACUCUCUCUGAGGCUCGCCCAGCAGGAAAAUCUCCCAGUCUGUCUCUAUCCUCAGUGUCCCAAGAGAGGAGAAUGCUGUUUAAUCAUAUUGGAGAUGGUGCUUUGCCACGAAGUGAUUCCAAUCUGCCCGGCCCUGACAAAGCUGCUAACACCACGCCCAGCAGCUGGAGCCUGGACAGUGGGAAGGAAGCCAGAAACACAUCAGAAAGUGGAAAGCUUAUAUCUCCUCCUGUACCACCAAGACCUGCACAGACUGCAUCACCAGCAAGACACAUAGCCUCUGUUUCCCCUUCUCCUGCCGGCAGAUCGCCAAUGAAGGGGUCUGUGCAGUCAUUCACACCAUCUCCAGUGGAGUAUCAUUCCUCGGGGCUCAUAUCCAACUCCCCGGUGCUGUCAGGGAGUUACAGCAGCGGCAUCUCUUCGCUCAGCCGAUGUAGCACAUCAGAGACGUCGGGCUUUGAAAGCCAAGGCAGCGAGCCAACAGUGACUGUCCCAAGCUACAGCGUUUCUGAGGAGCCUGUGAGAAAAGAGAGUAAAACCCCACCACCUUACAGCGUCUAUGAGCGGACUUUGAAACGCCCCGUUCCUCUACCUCACAGCCUCUCCAUCCCACCCGCCGCUGACCCACCGGCGCUGCCACCCAAGCCACAGCUGGUCCGGCCAAACAAUCUGGAGAACAGCAGCAGGAGGACUGAGCAGGUUCCCCGGCCCAGGCCUCUGCCCCGCAAAGUCUCUCAGCUAUGA
Messenger RNA from Antrostomus carolinensis (chuck-will's-widow), 2551 nucleotides. Its product is annotated as dedicator of cytokinesis protein 4-like. Gene Ontology annotation, cellular component: cytoplasm; plasma membrane. The record is from RefSeq and is a predicted model, not a curated record. Gene Ontology annotation, biological process: cell chemotaxis; small GTPase-mediated signal transduction. Lineage: Eukaryota; Metazoa; Chordata; Aves; Caprimulgiformes; Caprimulgidae. Gene Ontology annotation, molecular function: GTPase activator activity; guanyl-nucleotide exchange factor activity; small GTPase binding.